This is a messenger RNA of Protopolystoma xenopodis, 924 nucleotides long. NCBI's taxonomy places the organism in Eukaryota, Metazoa, Platyhelminthes, Monogenea, Polystomatidea, Polystomatidae. The record is from the annotation of a GenBank genome assembly.
AUGACUAAUUCGCAGAAGGAAGUUCCCAUCACUCAAUUAUUCACAUCAGCCAAGAUUAUCCUAUCAAAUUGGACUCACACGGCCUGUAGCCAUUUCUUAAGCUUGGAACAAACCUUAGCUGAAUCUUCUGAGCAUCAUCCUCUGUUCCAGGUGCCUUCAGCCUCAAGCCUUCCAUCCGUACCCUCCACUGUACUUGAUCUCACUUCUUCACCAUUGCCCAUUACUGCCAAUUCUCAAACUCUUAACAUAGAUUUUCAGACAGAGUAUUCUAACACCUCAUCGACCCCUUUAAAUGAACAAAUCGAAACUACACCAGAAGUGAGCAAUGAGCAACAAUAUUUUGGUUUGCCACCGACGGAUGCUCAGAUUCCUUUCGACGACUCGAAUAUCCAAGCUCAGGAGUGGCAAAAUUACGAAGAUACUUCACUACAGCACUCUAAUGGCUCAAAUGAAGUACCAAAUCCAGAAAGAGUUUCCAACAACGCGACAAACUCCUGGAACAAUCAGAAUGAGGUCAGUCUUCAAACUUCUAGCGAGGAGGACAUAUCUACUUAUGCUGAGCCAGCUAUACUUUCCCAUAAAUGGAUGGAUAGCCUCCGCAUAAUUGAUUCAAAGAAUAAGCAUUUGGCUAAGACCGUUUUGAGAACCCGUCGUUCAGACAACCAUUCAAUGUCACAAGAAUGGCUUCUUCCAACUGAGGUUAUAGAACCAUUGUCAUCUAAUCAACUAGAAGAUGCCGUUAACCAAGAUCUAUCAAUAAAGCCCGAAGAUACGACGGAAAUUAUAGAGAAUAUAACUUUACAAAAUGAAGAUCAAGUUGAAAUUAUACAUCAAAGCCUUAUAGAGAAGCAAGUGCGCCAAGGACACAUUCGCCUGAAGUUAUUCCUGAAAAUGGCUCAGAACAAUUCAAAUUGCCCCUUGUGA